AUGGCUGAUUUGAACCGCGAUAACAACAGGAAGCUAGCCACCAACAUUGGAGGAGAAUCAAGCUUGCCUUUGCAUGAAUUGGACAGGAACAAAAAUAGAUGUUAUUACUCGGGCCAUUUCCUAGGCGGGGCAUAUGAGGAGCCCCAGGGCGGGCUUAACAACUUGUUCGGGGGACCCAACAUUGUCCGGGUAGAGAGGCGAGUCGACGACCCCUCUAGGUUCACAUUACCUAUCCCUACCUACGGGGAUCUCCUCCGCACCAUGCGUCAUGAGGCCAAGUUCAUGGUGGAAGCAUUCAAGCGUCACAGAGAAGAGCCGGCGUGGACCGGGGCUACCAAGAUUGAAAUUUUAUAG
Punica granatum (pomegranate) is the source of this 354-nucleotide messenger RNA. The record is from RefSeq and is a predicted model, not a curated record. NCBI's taxonomy places the organism in Eukaryota, Viridiplantae, Streptophyta, Magnoliopsida, Myrtales, Lythraceae.